Molecule: messenger RNA, 701 nt
Organism: Malania oleifera
Lineage: Eukaryota; Viridiplantae; Streptophyta; Magnoliopsida; Santalales; Ximeniaceae
Exons: 2
Coding region: 170-508 (112 amino acids)
Biological process (GO): microtubule-based process
Cellular component (GO): dynein complex
Molecular function (GO): dynein intermediate chain binding; dynein light intermediate chain binding
Source: RefSeq, a predicted model, not a curated record
GACCCACUAGCACUGGCUAACCCCUAUGUUCCCAGCUCAAUAUAAUUCCCUCCACACCCUCCCACACAACCAUAACCUACUCCAAAUUUGAUCCAUCGCUUCACUUCCUCGCAAUAACUAUCCCUCUUCUGAAAAUAAAAAAUCACAUAAAAGUUCUCAUUUCUUCACCAUGCUAGAAGGCAAGGCAGUCAUUGGAGAGACUGAUAUGCUUCAAGCAAUGCAGCAGGACGCACUUGGCCUGGCUGCGAAGGCCCUCGACUCGUUUGAUGUCACCGAGGCCACCGAGAUUGCUCGCUUCAUUAAAAAGGAAUUUGAUAAGGCGUAUGGAGCUGGGUGGCAAUGCAUUGUGGGGAUGGAUUUUGGGUCAUUCGUGACCCAUUGUGGUGGUUGUUUUAUCUACUUUUGCAUCGGCAGCCUCGCAAUUUUGCUCUUCAGGGGUUCUGCUACACCAGAGGCCGAGGCGAACCAAUUUCUCGCAUUGGAGCCGGUGAAAUCAAUCAAAGCAUGAAGCCUCUUUUUCUUGUUUAGUAUUCUUCUUUGCUGCCUCAAUAGUGCAUGUUGACCUGAAAUAUGUAAAAUUCCAAGUUUUGAAGUCACCCAUUUUUGUUUUCAUUUUGCGUUUGUCCUGUUUAAUCUGGUUUUGUGGAAUUUUUCAUAGUCACCAUCUUUGAACCAUUGGAAGACGAUUACAGAUUCUUAAA